Molecule: messenger RNA, 1590 nt
Organism: Branchiostoma belcheri (Belcher's lancelet)
Lineage: Eukaryota; Metazoa; Chordata; Leptocardii; Amphioxiformes; Branchiostomatidae
Product: ankyrin repeat domain-containing protein 42-like
Exons: 14
Coding region: 46-1563 (505 amino acids)
Molecular function (GO): protein binding
Source: RefSeq, a predicted model, not a curated record
CAGUACGCAUGCGCGCGUAGAGACUGGAGUUUCCAAGCAGCGAAGAUGCCUGCCAACAGGACCAAGUUGCGGUUUAAGAGUAUCCACGAGGCUGUGAUAAAUGCUGAUGUGGAGGAGCUACAGGCCAUGGUGAAACAGGGCGCCAGUAUCAAUGAGGUGGACCUGACCUGUAAGGACAAGUUUACUCCACUCAUGUGGGCAGCUCACACAGGCAGUCUGGAGUGUUUACACUGGUUGCUAUGGCACCGGGCUGAUACCACUGACACGUCUCCGCAGGGGUGGACUGCAGCGCACAUCGCUGCCAUCAGGGGGCAGGACGCUUGUCUGCAGGCCCUUGCCACCAGUGGAGCUAACCUGACAGCUAAAGACAACCGAGGUCAGACCUGUGCCCACCUGGCAGCAGCACACGGACACUCCUUCACUCUGCAGUCUAUUCUCAGGAGUGGAGUGGAAGUAAACACCCAGGACUCUAACGGCUGGCUGCCCGUGCACGCGGCUGCCUACCACGGCAGGCUGGGCUGUCUGCAGCUGCUGGUCAAGUGGGGCUGUGGGCUGGACGAUGUGGACAACGCUGGCAACCUACCUGCUCACCUUGCCUCCAUGGAGGGCCACCUGCCGUGUCUGAAGUUCCUGGUGUGUAACGGCCCCAGCAUCACCCACACCAUGAACGCUCGCAACGAUCACGGAGAGACGCCCAAAACACUGUCCUCACAGUUCUACAAGGAGGCUUGUGUGGACUAUCUCAACGCUGUCGAGUGGGACAGAGAUCAUCCAGAAGACCAAGAAAACCUGGCCUUCCCCGCCCAUGUGGCAGCCUAUAACGGAGACCUGGGCCACCUGCGCAUGCUGAUAGAACAGGGCGUGGUCAACAUCAACGAGAGGGACGACAAGGGCGCCACCCCUGCACACAAAGCUGCUGGCCAGGGCCAUAUUGAGUGUCUGCAGUGGCUGGUGGAGAUGGGUGCAAACGUCCACAUUGUGAAUACUGCCGGUGAGACGGCGCGUGACGUUGCCGCCCGGUUUGGUCAGCUGGCCUGUGUGAAGCUGCUGGGGGGAGAUCCAGAUGCUCCAGGGGGAGACACGGAUGAUGAUGAGCAUGAGGAGCAGGAGUACCCAGCUGUGGUGGGCAGCACUGACAACCCCAUCAACAUGCCGCAGAGGAAGGUCAAGGAGGCAAGGGCUCGAGCCUGGAAGAAGGUAGAGGAGCUGGAGCGCCUCCUGGAGAUCGCCAAGAUGAACUACAGGCAGCUGGGCGGGCGUCUGGACGAGGACAGGGAGAAGGAGAAGGAAGAGAAGGAGACAGACAGGACGAUCCGUGAGCUUGACCAGCAGCUUGAGUACGAGCGGCUGCGGCGGGAGAAGAUGGAGGGACAGCUGGAUGAGUAUCGCGCUGAGGUCGCUCAUCUCAACGAGGAACUGGAACGGGCCUGCAGCGUCGUGAGUGAUGACGAGCCAGUCCGUCAGACCAAGAAGAAGAAGAACAAGAAGCGGUCGAACGCAGACAGCGGCGGGGUGUUCGUCAGACGCUCCACAACCAAGAACAAGAACAAGAUCUAUGACUAGGGAUAUGAUCAUGUUGGUAGUGACAUG